Messenger RNA from Exophiala spinifera, 2058 nucleotides. RefSeq lists its product as uncharacterized. Gene Ontology annotation, molecular function: chromatin binding. Lineage: Eukaryota; Fungi; Ascomycota; Eurotiomycetes; Chaetothyriales; Herpotrichiellaceae. The transcript has a single exon. The record is from RefSeq and is a predicted model, not a curated record. Gene Ontology annotation, cellular component: nucleolus. Gene Ontology annotation, biological process: DNA replication initiation. Bases 1 to 2058 code for a protein of 685 amino acids.
AUGCCUCAUGGCCGCCCAGCAAAGCGCAGGCGUGUCACCCCACCUCUGGACGACGAUGUGCCUUCCAAGACCAUCAAGUCUUCAGACCUCUUCGCCCGAGCCGCUGACUGGGAUCUUGAACAAGCGUACGCACAGAAGAACCGUUCGAAGAAAACCAAAGAGUCCACGAGACUGCCUAUUAAGACCGCGCAAGGCCAACUCCAACAUCUGAAAGUCGCAGAGCCUGAAGACGACUCGGAUAGCUUUCUCGGUUCAGGCUCAGAGAGCGAGGCCAGCGAUAGCCAGGAGGACGAUGCGCAAGAUACUCCUCCCACCGAGUCUGAAGCUGCCGCUCCUGCAAUACCUCUUAAGCAACAAAUUUUAGGCGCAAAGGAAGAAAUAGCUCGACUGGCCGGCCUAUUGAGUGAAGACCCCGAGGAGCAUGCCAGCGCAUUCAAAAAACUUGCACAACUGGCCGAUUCCCAAUCUCCGAUCCCCGUACAGAAACUCGUUCUUGCAGCGCAAGUGGCAGUCUACAAAGACGUCAUUCCUGGUUAUCGGAUACGCUCGUACAAGGACGAAGAUUUAGGGAAUAAGAUAUCCAAAGAUGUGCGGAAGACAAGACAAUACGAACAGGCCCUUGUCACAGGAUAUCAUGGCUAUGUGAAGCACCUUGGUGGUCUUGCGAAAAGUCGCAAGGGUGAUGAAGAUGCUCAGUCACUGCGCAGUGUUGCGAUAACCUGUGCCUGCACAUUACUUCUAUCUGUUCCACAUUUCAAUUUCCGCACGGAGCUGCUGAACAUCUUAGUGCACGAACUGGCCAGUAGGGAAAGUACCCCAGAUUUCGUGAAGUGUGUCGAAACGGUGGAAAAGUUCUUCUCAGAUGAUGAGGACGGAGGCCCGUCCCUGGAGGCCGUCAGCCUGUUGACCAAGAUGAUGAAGGCAAAGGACUAUCGUAUUCGAGAGGAAGUUCUAAACACAUUCUUUCAAUUGCGGCUCCUCUCAGAACUGACUACGCCGAGCUCUACCACCAAAGCGGACAAGCCUGAAGACAUGUCGAAGCUCCACGGUAGGAAGGUAAAGAAGGAAAAGUUCGAGCACAGAUCGAAGAAGGAGAGAAAACUCGCAAAGCAGAGAAAGGCCGUGGAAAAGGAUAUGCGCGAAGCGAAUGCCAUUGUCAACUACGAAGAGCGGGAGAAGAUGCAAUCCGAAACACUGAAACUCGUCUUUGUCACUUAUUUCCGCAUCUUGAAAGCCAGGGUACCUCAACUGAUGGGGGCCGUGCUUGAAGGACUGGCCAAGUAUGCUCAUCUCAUCAACCAGGACUUCUUUGGAGAUGUGCUCGAGGCCCUCAAGGACAUCAUCAAUCAGGCAGACGAAGCGCUCAGAGGUGAACUGGAUUUGGGUGAAGGACCGAGCGCUGCAGUGGAUGUGGACGGAGACGAGGUCCGGAACAUGACCCGCGAGAGUCUCCUUUCGACACAGACGGCUUUUACUCUUCUCUCGGGGCAAGAUGUGUCCAAAGCGGCAUCGACUCUACACUUGGAUCUAUCCUUCUUCACUUCCCACACCUAUCGCUCUCUCUAUCCGCUAUGUCUGGAUGCAGACAUUGAGUUGGGCCCAAAGUCUUUGCGACUGCCGGAUCCUCAUUCCUCCAAAUCAACCGAAAAGGCGACUAACAGGAUCAACAUAUCCACCCCCAUACUGCUUCUGACACGAGUCCUAGCUUCAAUUCUUCUUACACCUUCACAACCUCCGCCAAGUAUCGCGGCGGCAUCAUUUUUCAAGCGCUUGUUGACAGUGUCUUUGCAAUUGCCCGAAAAGUCAGCGCUUGCAGUGCUCAAUCUGCUUGCCCAAAUAGCAGACAAGCAUGGGCGCAAGAUCGAAGCCUUGUGGUAUAGUGAUGAAAGAAAAGGAGACGGGGUUUUCCGGGGAGAAAGCGAAUCUGUCGAAGGGACCAAUGUUCUGGCUACUGGAAGCGGAGUGUGGGAAAGCGAGCUAUUACGGAGGCAUUUCUGUCCCAAGGUCAGAGAGCAAGCGGUCGCUAUUGACAAGAUUAUUGCCGGGUUGCAUAGGUAG